Messenger RNA from Cryptomeria japonica (Japanese cedar), 2358 nucleotides. Its product is annotated as pyruvate decarboxylase 2-like. The transcript is spliced from 7 exons. Gene Ontology annotation, molecular function: magnesium ion binding; carboxy-lyase activity; thiamine pyrophosphate binding. The coding region runs from base 165 to 1973 and encodes 602 amino acids. The record is from RefSeq and is a predicted model, not a curated record. Lineage: Eukaryota; Viridiplantae; Streptophyta; Pinopsida; Cupressales; Cupressaceae.
AUCCACGAAGCAAUUUUUUAUUCCUGGGGGCUACCUAUAAAUUCACUCCGAUCCACCACCACACAACAUCGAUUCAAAAAGAUCUAAAUUUAGCAGAAAACUUGAUUAAGAAAGGCGAAAAGAGUUAAGCCCGAUUGAGCAGGGUUUGAAGAGAAUUUUGGGAAAUGGAAUCAAGUGUAGAUGUAAACUCACAGUGGCCUGAGAGCAACGAUUUGGGAUGUCCACCCUGCAUCAAGACUGUAAAUUGCGCACUGCAGGGGUCUGGAAAUGCGGUGGGGCCUGCCACGCUGGGGCGCCAUCUGGCUCGGAGGCUUGUCCAGGUGGGCGUGCGUGACGUUUUCUCAGUGCCAGGGGACUUCAAUCUGACAUUGCUGGAUCAUCUGAUUGCAGAGCCUGAGCUCAAUUUGGUGGGGUGUUGUAAUGAGCUCAAUGCCGGCUAUGCUGCCGAUGGCUAUGCCCGCUCCAGAGGCGUGGGAGCCUGUGUUGUCACUUUCACUGUUGGUGGGCUCUCUGUUAUCAACGCCAUUGCAGGGGCUUACAGUGAGAAUCUGCCGGUUAUAUGCAUAGUUGGGGGACCCAACUCCAAUGACUAUGGCACUAACCGUAUUCUUCAUCAUACCAUCGGCCUUCCUGACUUUACCCAGGAGUAUAGAUGCUUUCAGACUGUAACAUGUGCUCAGGUGAUUGUGAACAAUUUGGAUGAUGCCAAUGAGCUCAUUGACCAUGCGAUUUCUACAGCGCUUAUAGAGAGCAAGCCAGUUUAUAUCAGCAUCAGCUGUAAUCUCUCUGCAAUUCCCCACCACACUUUCAGUCAUGAGCCUGUUCCGUUCUGUCUCACAUCCAGGCUAAGCAAUCCAACAAGUUUGGAAGCAGCUGUGGAAGCUACUGCACAGUUUCUAAAUGCGGCAGUUAAGCCGGUAUUGGUUGGGGGUCCAAAGCUCAGAGUUGCUAAGGCAAAAGAUGCAUUUGGGGAAUUGGCAAAUGCUUCAGGUUAUGCUGUGGCUGCAAUGCCAUCUGCUAAGGGGCAGGUUUUAGAGACUCUUCCACACUACAUAGGAACUUACUGGGGUGCAGUCAGCACUGCAUUCUGUGCUGAAAUAGUUGAGUCUGCAGAUGCAUAUUUGUUUGCAGGGCCCAUUUUCAAUGAUUAUAGUUCAGUGGGUUAUUCAUUGCUCUUGAAGAAGGAAAAAGCUAUAAUUGUGCAGCCUAAUAGGGUAACUGUCACAAAUGGACCUACUUUUGGCUGUGUACUAAUGAAAGACUUCUUAGAAGCCCUCGCAAAGAAGUUGAAGCGCAACACAACAGCCUUUGAGAAUUAUCAGCGUAUCUUUGUACCUCAAGGUGUUCCCUUGAAAGGUGCUCCAAACGAGGCUCUUAGAGUCAAUGUGCUAUUCAAACACAUUCAGGCCAUGCUAUCAAACGAUACAGCUGUCAUUGCUGAAACUGGCGACUCUUGGUUCAAUUGCCAGAAGCUUAAACUCCCAGAGAAAUGCGGGUAUGAGUUCCAGAUGCAAUAUGGAUCAAUUGGUUGGUCUGUCGGAGCUACACUGGGAUAUGCUCAAGCCGCUCCAGAUAAGCGGGUCAUUGCCUGUAUUGGUGAUGGAAGCUUUCAGGUAACAGCCCAGGAUAUAUCUACCAUGAUUCGAUCGGGCCAGAAAAAUAUCAUAUUUUUGAUCAACAAUGGAGGUUAUACAAUCGAGGUCGAAAUUCAUGAUGGACCAUACAAUGUUAUAAAGAAUUGGAACUACACUGGUCUAGUAGAUGCCAUUCAUAAUGGUGAAGGGAAAUGCUGGACUACCAAGGUUAAAACAGAAGAGGAGGUUAUUGAGGCUAUUAAAACUGCCGAGGGACCUAAAAAGGAUUGCUUAUGCUUUGUUGAAGUAAUAGCACACAAGGAUGACACAAGCAAAGAGUUGCUUGAAUGGGGGUCUAGGGUAGCAGCAGCAAACGGCAGGCCACCCAAUCCUCAGUAGAGAGGCUUUGAAUUUGCAGAGAUGAGCAGUUAAAGAUAGCAUAACCAAAGUAGUUUACAUAACAAUAUGCAUACAUGGUCCUUAAGUCUUCUUAUUACAGAGUCCUAGCCUAGUUUUUUUCUCCAAUAACGCUAUACCUGAUAAUUGGAUGAGGUGGGUGAUUCAGUCCUCUGACAAAGGCACAACUAUAUUAUGGCAUCUUUAAGUGAAGAUUAUAGUUCUGCAGCGUAGAGUAAAUUUUGUGUAUAGGAUUUGUGGGGGCAUUUCUGAUCUCCAUAAUGAAUUUCUUUUUAGUCCAUAUUUAUUGCCAAUAAUUUUUUUGCGUUCUCAUAUUUUGAGAAUUAUGUUAUGAAAGUAAAUCAAUUUUACUAUUUGCAGCACUUGG